AUGAAGCUGUACCUCCUCGCCGCGGCGCUCGGCGCGACAGCCUGUGUGCCGUCGCUGGUCCUCGAAGGCGUAAGCGAAGAGCGCUCCAAUGCUCCUAACUCGCCCUUUACCCUCAGAGCCUCCUGUGCCGACCUGGGCAAUGAGCACGCCGUAUUCCUCCGUGGCAAUUCCGCCGCCGAACCCCAAUCAGUCAGGGGCAUUCUGCUGAACACGACCGUGUCGAGCGACGGCAUCGCCGUUCCCGGCCUCCGGCCCGGUCAACAGACCAUAACAGUUGUCGCCGCCGACGCCAGAGGCAACCCGAUCAUGCAAAACUUUAUGCUCCGUUUCGGUUCGGAUCGUUCCGCCCGGUCUGAGAUCUUCCAAGCCAAGUCGGCCGACCCGAGCCCCGCCGCGUGCAGUUGCGGCAGCUGUCAAGAUUGCCCCGGCAGACCGAUUUGCGAGCCAAACUGCCAGAUCCCCCCACAGUCAUGCGACUUUUACACCAGCUGCGCCGAGGAGACACUCCACUGCGGUUCGGACGGGUAUCCUGUCCGGUACGGGGCCAAGAACUGCGGUCGCUUCGUGCACAACCUCGGCGCCUUUUCGCCCUCGGGUCAAGCCUGGGUAUGGCGCGUCAUGACGUGCCUGCAGCGGGCUCUGGUCGAACCCGUCGGUCGCUGCGGGGCGACCUGCCAGGUCAUCGAAGAAGCCGCGUUCGCGUCGCAUCCGGUGUGCUAUGUCGACAGCGGUGUGUGCGACCUACCGCUCCAGGACUUGGUGGAGAUUGUCGUAACGGUCAACACUGAUCUUUUCGCUGGGCCGGCGCUGGAGCAGGUGUUCAAGACGGCGGGAGGAUGCGCGGCGCAUUAUGACCGCGAGCUUGGUGCGAGAAUCGCCGAGCUGGAGGAGGAGGCUCGCGAUCAACCCAUCCGCAAACCCGUCAUCUAUGCUGAGAUUGUCCUCCUUCGGGGCGUCAAAAGGUUUAUCGGCAGUUUUGCAGGUCCAUAG
Molecule: messenger RNA, 990 nt
Organism: Purpureocillium lilacinum
Lineage: Eukaryota; Fungi; Ascomycota; Sordariomycetes; Hypocreales; Ophiocordycipitaceae
Biological process (GO): intracellular calcium ion homeostasis
Cellular component (GO): extracellular region
Molecular function (GO): hormone activity
Source: RefSeq, a predicted model, not a curated record